UCGAGACCGAGUCGUGUGGCGUGUCAGUUGUGGUCUAGUGCGUGUGGUGGUCGGCUGUGUGCUCGGGUUUUCUUUCAGUGUUGGUGGAUCCCUUCGUUUUUGUUGUUGUCAGGAACGACAUCAAGGCUGAACAUAAUGGGUGACACGUUCAGGGCGCGAGACAUCAGCCUGAAGGCGCAGAAGAAACUCCUCAGCAAAAUGUCCAACAAGAGUAUAGCCAAAAACUUCAUCGACGACACCCACGCCUCCAUCUUGGACAACACCUACAACCUCGCCAAAAGUUAUACGGGCAACAAGAAGGAGGCGGAGAAAUUGGUGAAGAACAUCAUCAAAAUUGUUGUGAAGAUUAACAUCCUCUCCAGGAAUGACCAGUUUUCUCCUGAGGAUCUCAAAGUUGCAAAUCAGCUCAAGAACAAAUUCUCAACCAUAGUGAAAACCGUUAUCAGCUUCUUUGAAGUGGACUACACUUUCGACCGAUCCUUCUUGAUAAAAAACAUCAACGAUUGCCGGAGUCUCCUCAAGCAGUUGGUUGGCAAUCACUUGACGGACAAGAGUCUCGGUCGGAUAGACCACGUCCUUGACUUUUUCACGGAUGCAACCUUCUUGGAGGAGAUGUUCAGAAAGUCGUCUCCUUAUCGCCCAUCGCUCAAAAGCAUUAUUGAUGAUAUGAAUAAAGCUCUUGACGAGGGUGGAAUCUGAACGUGAUCAGAUUUGCAGGGUGGUUUAGCUGAGUGCAUAGGGUGAUGAAUGAGGGUAAGGCCUUAUUAAAAUGCAAGACAUGUCUGGAAGGAAUGUAUUGACAAAGGAAGAGUGCAGAGUGUAGCCCUUUGACGAAUAUUUCAUAGGUAAUCAGAGGCUCCUCAUUCACUGGCUGUUAUUUUGGCAUUGAUUAUAUGAUGAAGUUAUGCUACAGUAGUAGACAGGGAAAAGUAAGGAUGUCAUUCCUGAUAUCUUAAUGCUAGCACUUGCAGGAUAUCUUUGGAUUCUGAAAAACGGAAAAGAAAAAAAAAGUAAUCGUAGAGAAAAGAUACUCAUUCUAUGAUUUCUUAGCCUUGUAAGAUGUAUAUCAAUAUCUCUGUGAUGGACUUUUCAGAAAAAAAACUCCAGUCAUUGAAGCUGAGAGUCUUUUAUACAAUAACUUGCUAAGAUAGGCAUCGUUGAAAAUGUCAUUUUGAAUAGCCAGGUUUUAAAAGGUUUGUCUUGUGUAUAAUUUUUUUUUUUUUUUUUUUAUUAUCUUGAAUGAGGGCAUACUUUCUAGUGAAUUACUAUGCAAUUUUAUGUACAUGUAGUGUUUAGAUAUUCUUGUUCAUUAAACAGACAUAAGCAUGAAAUAUUUCAUGAAUAACUCAAAUGUUCAAGAAAUAUUUGUUUGACAAAUCAAAGUGAAAUAUGCUCCUGUGUUUCCUCAAAGCACUUAAUUGCAUACAGUAUUUGCUUACCUAUAUUGCUUUAAUUUUAGAUGAUCAUAUGUGCACACACAGUAACAGAAUACAAACUUAUACCAAAAUAUAUAUAUAUAUAUAUACUCCAUUUUUCUUAUCUUCAUUAUUGCUAUGACUGUAAAAUGCACAAACUGUAUUUCAGAGUUAGAGGAAGAAAGCCUAUCUGAUAGAAUAUCUAAUUGGAAAAAUUGAUUUAUUGUUCAUACAGUAAUGCACAUAUAUACUUUUUUUUUUUCAUUAUUAACAGAAUCUCUUUUUUUAAGUCCUUUUAUUCAUGAUGGUAAAUGAGAGUGAGCCUGCCAGCUUUUAUUGACAUACAGAUAAUUCUGUGAUAAUUGCAUGUUAAAAUCUGUACUUGGUUCCAUUAUUAGAGCAUCAUAUUUUUAUUGUAGGGUUCUUAUUUGUGCACAUACACUUGUACAUGCAUAUAUCCAUAUGCUCUUGCAUAUACACAAGGAUAUACAUACAUAUGUACCCACAAACGCA
This is a messenger RNA of Penaeus chinensis, 1928 nucleotides long. It is a transcript of the gene sigmar, whose product is annotated as tumor necrosis factor alpha-induced protein 8-like protein. The transcript is spliced from 5 exons. NCBI's taxonomy places the organism in Eukaryota, Metazoa, Arthropoda, Malacostraca, Decapoda, Penaeidae. Gene Ontology annotation, biological process: regulation of apoptotic process. The record is from RefSeq and is a predicted model, not a curated record. The coding region runs from base 136 to 699 and encodes 187 amino acids. Gene Ontology annotation, cellular component: cytoplasm.